UUAUUUUUUGAAUUUUUAAUAUUUCUUGUGAACUGGCAAAAGAGAGAAAGAAAACAAAGCUUGUAAGUUUUUCCCUGCAUCUCUCUUCUGUUUCGUUUCCUUUCUUAUUGCAGAUUAUAUAAGGUGAGAGAUAGAGAGAUUCAUAUUUAAUACACUUAUGGACAUGUCAGAUAACCUGAAUUUCUUUGCUGUUGCCUGUCUUCCUGUUAUUUCCAUAACGUAAAUUUCUUUCGAAAAAUUGAAUUCGGGGAGAGACAGUUCAGAAGCACCAACCUUGUCCAGUUUCCUAACAUAUUCAUAUUUUUUUUUACUUAGACAAACCAAAGAGAAAGACCCAUCUCUCCAUACCUUUAGAUCUCUCUCUCUCUCUCUCUUGAACUCCUAAGGAGAAACCAGUUCGCUGAUUUCAAUAUACCAAUCUUUAAUAUUGUUGUUUAGCCACAAUGAGAGACAUUGUUUCUUGUUUUAGUGAAAACGCAGUAAAUGUUUCUCAUUCUUCAUGUUCUAGCUAUUCAAGCAAUGUUUGUAUCUCUCCAAGCCUAGAGACUUCAGUCCAGAAUGCAGUCACAGGUAUUUACAAAGUUAUUCUUUCCAACGAGAAGCAGUUCUUGAUCAGAGUCACUUGGUGCAAGAAUCAAACUGGUCAAGGCCUAAGCAUAAACUUUGGUGAUGACCCUUCAACAUGUUUCAAGGUCAACACGAAUUUGAGGUUUUUCAGGAAGAAGAAAGGCAGCAAAGUGAUUGAAUCUGGUCAUUCCAAGAUCGAAGUAUUUUGGGAUCUUUCUACUGCCAAGUAUGAUGCAGGACCUGAACCGGUUGACGGAUUCUAUAUCCUGGUUAUGGUUGAUUCAGAGAUAGGCCUUAUUCUAGGUGAUAUGGCUGAAGAAACUGUCACCAAGAAGCUCAAGACUACCACCCCAGCUGCUAAAGUCUCUCUUAUUUCUAGGCAAGAACAUUGUUCAGGCAAUACACUUUAUUCCACCAAAGUUCAAUUCUGUGAUACAGGCAUUGUACAUGAUAUUUUGAUCAGAUGUAGUGGAGAACAUGAUGACCUAAAGCAUCCGGUUUUAUCAGUUUGUAUUGAUAAGAAGACAGUGAUUCGGGUAAAGAGGCUGCAGUGGAAUUUUAGAGGAAACCAGACAAUAUUUGUUGAUGGAUUGCUAGUUGAUCUGAUGUGGGAUGUGCAUGACUGGUUCUUCAAUCCUGCCAGUGGUUCUGCUGUGUUCAUGUUCAAGACAAGAAGUGGUUUGGAUAGCCGGCUUUGGUUGGAGGAGAAGUUGGUGCAGAAAGAUCAAGACAGAGUUGAAUUCUCGUUGUUGAUUUAUGCCUGUAAGAGCACAUAA
This is a messenger RNA of Durio zibethinus, 1343 nucleotides long. RefSeq lists its product as uncharacterized. The record is from RefSeq and is a predicted model, not a curated record. Lineage: Eukaryota; Viridiplantae; Streptophyta; Magnoliopsida; Malvales; Malvaceae.